CCUUCUCUAUUUUGCGGUCCCAGAGCCCUUCCUUCUCCAUCCUUGUGUCCUGACUCCAUCCUCGCUCCUCCAAGAGAAGUUCCUGGAGUUCGCCAGCGAGACGGGCAACGUGGGCCAGGAGCGCAUCUCCGCCGUCAACCAAAUGGUGGACGAACUCAUCGACUACGGCCACGCCGACGCCGCCACCAUCGCCGAAUGGAAGGACGGAGUCAACGAAGCCUGGGCCGACCUCCUGGAGCUGAUGGAGACCCGCGCUCAGCUCUUGGCGGCCUCCCACGAGCUCCAUAAAUUCUUCAGCGACUGCCGGGAGCUGCUGGGGCAGAUCGAGGAGAAGCGCCGGCGGUUGCCCGAAUUGACCCACGAACCUCGAGGGUCGGCCGGGGGGAUCCAGAGGGCCCUGGGAGCCUUCGAACGAGACGUGGAGGUGUUGGUGGGACAGGUGAGGCAGCUCCAGGAAGGGGCGGCCCAGCUGAGGACCGUCUACGCCGGGGACAACGCCGAAGCCAUCGCCAAGAGGGAGCAGGAGGUGCUGAAGGCGUGGAAGGAGCUGCUGGCAGCCUGCGAGGAGGGGAGGCUGCGCGUGGCCGACGCCGCGGAGCGAGUCCGCUUCGUGGGAGCUGCCAAAGAGCUGCUGGCGUGGAUGGAGGGGCUGCUGGGGCAGAUGGAGGCCGGGGACAGGCCCAGGUGGGGGGACGGGUGUUGGGUCAUCAGAGGGGAUUGGGAAAUGUGUUGGGUCAGCCGUGGGGGUCUUCGAGUUGGGUCAGCCAUGGGGGUCUUUGAGUUGGGUCGGCCAUGGGGAUGGAGGCAUGAGUGUUGGGUCAGCCAUGGGG
Molecule: messenger RNA, 830 nt
Organism: Lagopus leucura (white-tailed ptarmigan)
Lineage: Eukaryota; Metazoa; Chordata; Aves; Galliformes; Phasianidae
Product: spectrin beta chain, non-erythrocytic 4-like
Exons: 2
Biological process (GO): actin cytoskeleton organization
Cellular component (GO): cell junction; cell projection; plasma membrane
Molecular function (GO): actin filament binding
Source: RefSeq, a predicted model, not a curated record